UCUUUGUAGGUUUAAUGAAUGAAUGUGGUGAGCCGCACAAAUAAAAGUUGACUGUUCUCCAGUGUAUAUUGGCACAGGUAACAAUACCUAGGUAGAAUAUUAAAAGAAACUGUCACAUAAAAGCAAAAUUACCUACAUGAAUGGCUAUCAUCUCAUAAAUUAUAAGCAUUUGAUAGGUUUAUUCUAACGGCUAAUUAAAGGGAGAACGUUUCAACUGGCAAAAACAACUCCUAAGACAGAAAGACAAAAGGCUGAGGAGCUGCUCGACUCUUUGCUGCUUAGUCACACAUGCCUGCUGGCAAAUGAAAGAAUGAUUAAGAUACUGUUAACACUUUCAAACCUGACUGAACUGCCAGCUUCAUUCCACACAUUCCUCUGCUUCUCCUCUGACACCCCGUCUGCGUUUUUGUGAUGUGUUGUAACAAACACCUGUGAUCAGGGAUCAAAAGACAAACCGUGCUGAGAUGUGCGAGGGUGUGGGAAUCGGUGUGUGUGUGUGUGUGUGGGGAGCGUGUGAUGAUUCACUGUUAAUUGUCGAGACCUGCCUGCUCUGCGCUACAGGUUGGCAGGCCGUUCUUGGCAGGGUGAUAGUAUGUGUGUGUCUCCUGUUAGAAGACAUCUCUUUUACAGAAAAGACAGGUGGCCAUGAUCUAUGGCCUCUUACGGGAAUCGCCCCCCUGACUGCUGCUUCAGUGAGAGCCAAUGAAAGCUCAGUAUAAGCUUGGAUGCAUACAUGCACAAACACGGCUAUUACGGUAAUAACGCGGUGACAUAACUACUGUUUGUGACACAGCAACGUGCAAGGAGUGAGAAAGAACAAAUUCAGGCUGCACCGAGACGACUCUUCAGAAACGCUCCUCGGUAAAUAAGCAGAGCGUCACACCACCUCCGCUUUCCCUUCACACACAUGCGCUCGUCCAGCUUUUUCCUCUCUUCCCCAAUUCUUUCUGUUGCAGACAAACACACGCGCGUACACACCCAGUCUCACACCACCAGCCAGCCAGCCAUUCACUCCUCACUCACACCCUCAAAUCUUACCAAGCUGAGCUCUCCCUGCUCAGAGGCAGACAGGAGCAGCACGGCAGCCUGCUAAAGGAGUUGAGGGAAGGAGCAGCAGUGUCAGGGAGAGAGAGAGUUUGAGGAGAGAGAGUGAGGAGGGAGGGGGAUGAAAGAGUGAAGGGAGACCAACCCAAGAGAGAGCACUGCUCCCCAUAUGCUGAGGAGGCAUGGGCGGUUGAACAAGCUGCCCCCACUGAAGCCUCCUGACUCAUGGGAGCGUCAGACCCCGAUCCCCAGAGAGCCUGGAAAUGCUGCCGAACCACGCGCAAGAGAGGAGGGGAGCCAGAGAGUAGAGGAAAAAAAAGUCCAAGGAGAGGAGAGGGAAGAAAGCCACAACGGUAGGCUGUCCCAACUCAACUGCUGUGCCGUGAUGACGUCAGAGGGCAUGUGACCCAGGCUCUCCAGUGACGGCACAUGGAGGGCAGGAAAGAGACGAGUUUUAAAGCUGGUGCCUUUUGGGUUGUGUGAGGGCUCUGCUCGCCUCCCAAACAACCACAGAACCACAGACGUGCGGCUCGGGGUUGGUGUUUGAGGGCAACCUGGAGUGUAAAUGGUUAAUCGUCGCGGGCCAGCACCAGUCACAAGGACGGCGCUAAGCGAGUAAGACGUGUCAAGGGUCAAGGAAACCACAGAAGAGCAAAAGUGGGGCUUGCUGCAACCAGAGGCAGCUAUGGCAUCUAACAGCCUUUUCAGCACAGUGACACCAUGUCAGCAAAACUUCUUCUGGGAUCCCAGCGCCAGUCGGAGGUUCAGUCCGCCGUCCAGUAGCCUCCAGCCGGUCCCAGGAAAGAUGAACGAUGUGAGCUCUCCAGUCGGGCAGCCGGACGCAGCGGCGGCGGUGCCAAGACUGCGCCCCCACGAAAACCGCAGUAUGGCCGAGAUCAUCGCGGACCACCCGGCCGAGCUAGUGAGGACCGACAGCCCCAACUUUCUCUGCUCGGUCCUGCCCUCCCACUGGCGGUGCAACAAGACUCUACCCGUCGCUUUUAAGGUGGUAGCCCUGGGAGAUAUACCUGAUGGGACCGUUGUCACCGUAAUGGCGGGCAACGAUGAGAACUACUCCGCUGAGCUGCGGAACGCCUCAGGUGUGAUGAAGAACCAAGUAGCACGUUUCAAUGACCUCCGUUUUGUGGGCCGCAGCGGCAGAGGCAAGAGCUUCACUCUGACAAUCACAGUAUUCACCAACCCGCCACAAGUGGCCACUUACCACCGAGCCAUAAAGGUCACCGUGGACGGACCUCGUGAGCCCAGGAGGCAUCGUCAGAAGCUCGAGGAUCCUCCCAAAACUGGUCUGUUCUCCGACCGCCUCAGCGAGCUAGAGAGGAUGAGGGUGAGGGUCGCGGUUCCGACACAAGCUCCCCGGCCAGCUCUCAACACGGCGGCCAACUCCUUCAACCCACAGGGACAGACGCAGAUAACAGACCCUCGUCAGUCCCAGUCCUCUCCUCCCUGGUCGUACGAACAGACGUAUCCGUCCUACCUGAGUCCCAUGGCGUCCCCCUCGGUCCACUCCACCACCCCCCUCUCCUCCAGCCGAGCCACAGGUCUGCCUGCCAUCAGUGACGUGCCUAGACGAUUGCCAGGUUCCUCUGACCUGAGCCCAUUCCCCGGUCAGUUCGAGCGCCAGUUCCCGAGCCUCUCCUCCCUCACAGAGAGCCGUUUCUCCAGCCCUCGGAUGCACUACCCGGCAACCUUCACCUACACCCCGCCCGUCACCUCAGCCAUGUCGCUGGGCAGCGCCCACUACCACACCUACCUUCCCCCUCCGUACCCGGGCUCCACCCAGAGUCAGAGCGGACCCUUCCAGACCAGCAGCACGCCCUAUCUGUACUACGGGACGUCCUCCAACACGUACCAGUUUUCCAUGGUUCCCGGCGGGGACCGCUCGCCGUCCCGGAUGAUCCCGCCUUGCACUAGCGCCUCCACGGGCACAUCCCUGGUGAACCCUAACCUGCCCAGCCAGACAGAGGGAGGGGUGGACGGCGACGGAAGCCACAGUAACUCCCCAACUGUACUCAACCCCGGAGGCCGCAUGGAUGAAGCAGUCUGGAGGCCAUAUUGAAGGAGGCAGAGAGAUAAGAAGUCAACUGAUGUCAUGGUUUGAAAGCACAAAACCUUUUCUUUCUUUCUUUUUUUAAAUAAAAAGGGGAUUUUUGAGCUUACAUCAGCUGUCUCUACCUUUGGAAAUUAAGGUUGAGAUUAAAAAAGAGGGAGAGAGCAAGAGAGACCAAACGUGUGUGGACUUGUCCUCCUGGAAUGUGUUUAGACCGUGGCGCUACAAAGGGAGUCAGUUUCAAAGCAAUAAUGAAAAAGACAGUUUUGGUUUACUAGGCCCAAGUGGAUGAGACAUUAUUUCAGUUUUAUCUUAUUCCACAAAGCUAAAGGGAUGCUUCGACGAUAUUUGUUAAAGACUGCCUCUUUUGUACAGUGUUUGUAUUUCUUUAAGGCUUUUUUUGCAGAGCAUGUUUUUUUGUGUUUUUUUUUUUUUUGUACUACGACAAUAUCAAGAUGCAAGUUAAGCACUGAGUAGCAAGUAAUAAGAGUAACGCAUAUGUUACUUUAAGUGGUGUGGACAGUAAAUUUUGCUUUAAACCGAUUAAUUUAACUUGUAUAUUGUGGGUGAAACGAUGUAGAUUGAGGCGUUUUCUUCGUUUUAACUUAUAAAGCCAUAAAUUAUGUAUUGUAUUUGAAACUUGAGUCAAAGAAAGGUAAUCUGAAUAUUUUUGAUGCAUCUAUAUGACUAAGUUAAAAUGAUUUUUUUUUUUUUUGAUAGGUAAUUUAAGAAAGUACGUUUUGUUUUUGUUUUUCUGGUAGCACCCAAAGAUUUAAAAUCGUGUUGAAUAUGAAAUGUAAUUUCCAAAGAGUAUUGCAACAUUUUUUUUUCUGGUGUAACUUUCAGUUUAACUGCUAUACACAUCCAGAGCCCCACAUCCUCGCGAGGCGUUGACACACAUUUGGCUCGGAAUUAAACCUUUGGUAUUUAUUGAGCAAUAACUCGUAUUGUGCCUCUUGGCAACAUACCAUUAAAGAGAGUUUCAAUGGGGGAAAAUAAUUAUCCGUUUGGGGAAAUUCUGCUUGAUUUCUUUGCUCUGUCUAGUCUGACAUGCACACAGAUACUUAUGCAUUUUCUCUUCCAAAUAAGAAAUGGUGCAUUUAGACACGAAUUGACGUCCAGCCCAAAGAUGAUUGCAGUGGGUACUGUGCCUAAUGGCCCACUUUAAAAGAGGCAGGUCAGACUUUAAGGAUCACUUAUUUUGUGAUACAUGAACUCCUCAGGACUGGAAGAAUCCUUGGUUGAUCCCACAGAUUUGCUAUAUCUGCAUUUCUUUUUUUUCAUACCCAGCCUGGCUGAAAGCACGGUCAAGAUUAUAGCUCUGACAUGCCAAGUCUAUUAUAGCUUUCAUAUCCUAUGUAAAAGAUAGCUUUGAAAAAGUCUGUCUUAGUGUGUGACACACACACACACACACACACACACACACACAGGUUUGUAUUUUUUCUUGCUUUCUGUCUUUUGGGUUAAAAAGGAAAUCGCAGAGAAACAAAAGAGACUCUGGUGAUCCUUUCGGCUUUUAUUUAUUUUCCAAUUUUUACUCUGGGUUUACCGAAUUGAUUUUUACCCUCUUUAUUGGCUAAUGUCAACAAUAAGGGUCUAAAUCUAAAAUCUCUCUGUGGGCUCGAUAUGAGGGGAGGUCUGGGUUUAAAAAUUACCGUGCGAGAUUUUAAAAUGUGUUAAAGUUUAAGGGGAAAAAGUGCAAAACAACAACCAAAAAACACAAAACAACAAAGUGGUGAUUGGAUUCAGCUGCUGGCAGCAAACUGGUAACCAAAAAAUAUGGGAGACUUGUGUAUGUUUAUUUCAUAAAGCACUUAUUUCUUGUUUUAUUUCUAGCAGCACUUGCGGCGGGCUGCCAGCAGGGCUCGUGGUUUUGGUCCUCAGUGGAGAUGUAACGCCACUGGAGUCUCACACACACACACAGAAUGGAUAACACUUGGCCAAACAAGCCAUUUAUAUUGGAGUUUAAUCUGAUUUCACAAGGCAGUUGGCAUUUGUUUAAAAAAAAAAAAAAAAAAAGCAUUUCUUUUCUUGCUUUCAUACAGUAUGAUACUGAGUGCAUGAAGGUAAUAUAAUAACCCAAUUUUUAAAAGCUGAGAAAAACAUGGCCCUGUCCAAGGAUCAGACUUCAAGCUUUUCAUUUAAGAUUUGCACGCACACUCUGCAGAGGAUCUUCUCAACUCACACACACACACACACACACACACACACACACACAUUUCUCCAGCAGCUUCAGCCCAGCACGAAAAGUACUUUUGCUGUUAGAGCGUAACAUAAAUAAACAAAUUCAAAAACCUUUUAGAUUGCUGUGAUUUUAUAGCAUUUUCCCAAAUACUAUGCACAUCUGUUGGAAUUUAUUUAAUCUGCUUCACAAAUCUUUUAAAAACUGUUUACACCUAAACGCAGCACUGACACCCUAACCUGUCCUCAUCUGCUUCUGUUUGGGUUUUUUUGCUGUUCCUCAAAAUACAAAGGUUCAUUUUUUUUUUAUUAUUUUUUUUAAUGUUGCGUACAAACUGUCAUUAAAAAAAAAACUUGUAUUAUUCAUUGAUCAACAUGUAUGAUAUCCAGGAAUUGUACCUGCUCUUAUGUAAAGUUUACUCGUUAUUUCUAUUGUUAUGCUCCUUCUCAUGAACACUUGUCAGGAAACUCAAUCUAAUGGAGACUGUUAGACUUUGCUGGUACGUUUCAUAAAGAUCAUAAUUUGUUUUUCGAUUGUUUGUUUUGUUUUGUUUUUUUAAGGGAAACACAGACCUGACAACAGUGAGUGAAAUUGGCAUUGUGAUUGUACAUUUUUGUUUAUUUUAAGAAUAAAAUAGGAAUUUUGUAACUUA
Messenger RNA from Haplochromis burtoni (Burton's mouthbrooder), 5946 nucleotides. It is a transcript of the gene runx2b, whose product is annotated as RUNX family transcription factor 2b. Bases 1730 to 3121 code for a protein of 463 amino acids. The record is from RefSeq and is a predicted model, not a curated record. The transcript is spliced from 8 exons. Lineage: Eukaryota; Metazoa; Chordata; Actinopteri; Cichliformes; Cichlidae. Gene Ontology annotation, biological process: regulation of cell differentiation; regulation of transcription by RNA polymerase II; hemopoiesis. Gene Ontology annotation, molecular function: DNA-binding transcription factor activity, RNA polymerase II-specific; ATP binding; RNA polymerase II cis-regulatory region sequence-specific DNA binding. Gene Ontology annotation, cellular component: nucleus.